CGGUGUUGAUGCUCAUGGCGGCGGAGGAGAGAUGGUAUUUUACCAAGGAAGAAAUCAACAACUCGCCCUCCAGAAGAUGCGGGAUCGACGCGGAAAAAGAGCUAUCGUACCGACAGCAAGGCGCCAAUCUGAUCCAGGACAUGGGCCAGCGGCUGCAAGUUAACCAAUUGGCUAUCAACACGGCCAUUGUUUACAUGCACCGCUUCUACAUGUAUCAUCCGUUCACCCGUUUUCACCGCAACUCCAUCGCACCGGCUGCCCUCUUCCUCGCUGCCAAAGUCGAGGAACAACCCAGAAAGCUGGAACAUGUCAUCAAAGUGGCUUAUCACUGCCUGUUCCGUGACCAUCCGCCUCUGGACACACAGUCAGAGGCAUAUUUGGAAAGAGCACAGGAGCUAGUCGUGAAUGAGAACAUUUUGCUACAGACCCUGGGCUUUGAUGUUGCCAUAGACCAUCCACACACACACGUGGUCAAGUGCUGCCAACUCGUCCGCGCCACCAAAGAUUUGGCCCAAACCUCGUAUUUCAUGGCUACCAGCAGUCUUCACAUGACCACGAUGUGUCUACAGUACAAACCCACAGUGGUGGCAUGUGUAUGUAUAUACAUAGUGUGCACUUGGAGCCAUUAUGAGAUCCAGCGGGCGACAGAAGGCAAGGACUGGUUCUGGUACGUGGACAAGUCGGUGACGCUAGAGCUCCUGGAGACCCUGACAGCCGAGUUCCUGGCCAUUCUGGACAAGUGCCCCAACCGGCUGAAGAAGAUCAUGAACUCCUCCCAGCACACAGACGACCGGAGCAAGAGCAGUCAGGGCGGUUCAUCAUCCUCAUCCCUCUCGUCUUCACGGGCUGUAACGGGAGGUUCGUCAUCAUCUGUCCCAUCAUCCAGGAGUCAUGAUCAUAACUCUCAUAAUAAAUCAGGCGUCAAAGUGCCACAGUCUCAGCCUCACCAGCACCCCCAGCCCCCCAAGCUGAACCUUAAAGAAUAUAAUGAAAAACGUGAGAAGGAGCGGCGUGAGCGUGAGAAGAUGCGUGACCGGGAUGUGGUGGACCCACGUGAGGGCCGGCAGUUCACGCUGGUGUCAACUUCACACUCCUUGCAGUCAGCACCCCCCUCCACUGUUGCCACUAUCGCCUCAUCGCACUCGCUGCACUCAGUCUUGCCUAGCUCCCGGGGCAAGAGCAGCAAGGGCAGCAGCGGGCGAAGCAGCCACCCUGAGCAUGCCAAGGCCUCGGCUGUGCAUAGCACCAACCACAAGACACAUGGCCAUGGCACCACCAACCAGGGAUCCCGGGGAGAUGCCCAACCCCCCCUGGAGGCGUUGCGGGUGGGCACAGCUGAUGCUCGGCAGGACCAGCGGAGAGAAAUUAGUGCACGUAGUGAUAGUGAUCGCUUUGACAAAAGCAACAGGACUAGUAGCAGUGUCGUGGACGGCAGAUUGCUGGGACACGAGACAAAACCUAGUGUAUCAGACAUUAGACAGCAUCAUGUAGUAGAUAUUAAGCACUCUAGACAGUCUUUAGAUGCCGCAGUGUUAGAAAGAAAAAGUGAAAUAAAACAUGAACAAAGAAUGGCAGAACGUAAACCUCCUGAGCCAAAGUUAGAGCAAGUGAAAGUAAAGACAGAUAUAAAAUCCGAUAUAAAGACAGAAAUAAAAGAAGAGAAAACGUCAGACACUAAAUCCGAAGCAAAGGAGUACAACACAAUUUUCCAUAAUAGUGACAUGUCUGAUUUUACUCUGAACGACUUUUUGAGUGAUAAUAAUUUCCUGAACUUAAAUGACGGGCCCCCAGAUGAGCUGUUUGACAAUUCCGAUAGUGAGACAAAGCCUGAUGUUUCAACCAUACUGGAAGACAAGAACUUGUUACCACAACCAGUUCACCAGAAGAGCAAGUCCCCUGGUGCCACUGCUGGGGUUGUGAGUAAUGCCAGUAGCAAUGGCGAACAGCGGGUCAGUGACAGUGCCGCAACAGCACCCAACUACCACAAUCCUCGAUACCACAGUGCCACCAACGGGUCAGUACCUCCGCCACAGCCGACUCAGACGACUCCCCAGCACCCCUCUAAGAGCUCCUCUGGCAGCAAGAGGUCGAGAGAGAGCGAGAGACGGAACAGUGAGCGGGGCGAGGCAGAGCUGGUGCCGAUGGUCACGAAGCUGGAGGAUACCAAGUAUCGCACAGCUCUCAGCGACCCGGCGACUCCCAUUAAAGUACGUGCCGAAGCGCAGAACUUGGCCAUUGCAAAUGCGACCUCAAAACCCACUGCUGCGACGCACAGUGCUCCUGCACCAGCAGUUCCAGAACCUGUACAGAAGAACCCAAGUGAGCACGUGCUGCGCAUGAAGCUUCCGCGACCUGAUCACCUGAAGGAGUCUCAGCCUGACCCCGCCACUGUCCUCAUGGUAGGGGGUGUGGGCUCCCAUCAAGAUCACCAUAGCAAAGGACAAGGUCUUGUACACACCAGAGUCAGGCUCUGUGCCCCUGAGGACCCACUCCACCACAGCGACACCAGUGGCUCCACCCAUAAACACCACCAGUGCUAACACAACUCCCAGCAUCCCAAAGUUCAAGAUCCAAAAGUCUCGCCUCAAGCAAAAGGACCUGUUUGGAGGCACAUCAUCUACUUCCCCCGAGAGCAGUCCUGCUGGUGACCUGGCCCGAGACACUCCUACUACCUCUCUAAAGAUCAAGAUCAGUCGGGACCGCCUUCGUCCUGAAAAGGAAUCGAAGAAAAGGGACCGGGACCGAAGCCCCGGGGACAUCCAGGCGGCCAAGGUCCCGCGCAACGGCAGUGAGGCUCGGUCCACCCACGCAUCCCCUCAGGUACCCAUAAAGGACUUGGAUCCCAGUAGGUGGAGCUCUCAGAGGCAGUAGUACUGGCAAAACAGUUGUAGGCAAGUGUUGUGUUUAAAAAAAGAACAAAAAAGAAUAAAUAAAAGUAAGAAAAUACACAGAGGGACCUUGGCCACAAGGCACAGACAUUUAGCUGACAGGCAGUUGUUUUGCACUGUCCAUAA
This is a messenger RNA of Penaeus monodon (black tiger shrimp), 3014 nucleotides long. Its product is annotated as cyclin-T2-like. Lineage: Eukaryota; Metazoa; Arthropoda; Malacostraca; Decapoda; Penaeidae. Gene Ontology annotation, cellular component: nucleus; cyclin/CDK positive transcription elongation factor complex. Gene Ontology annotation, biological process: positive regulation of DNA-templated transcription, elongation; regulation of transcription by RNA polymerase II. Gene Ontology annotation, molecular function: cyclin-dependent protein serine/threonine kinase activator activity. The record is from RefSeq and is a predicted model, not a curated record.